Molecule: messenger RNA, 1191 nt
Organism: Cutaneotrichosporon cavernicola
Lineage: Eukaryota; Fungi; Basidiomycota; Tremellomycetes; Trichosporonales; Trichosporonaceae
Gene: SAM2
Exons: 3
Coding region: 1-1191 (396 amino acids)
Biological process (GO): S-adenosylmethionine biosynthetic process
Cellular component (GO): cytosol
Molecular function (GO): methionine adenosyltransferase activity; ATP binding
Source: RefSeq, a predicted model, not a curated record
AUGACCACCGGUGUUAACGGCAACGGCCCCGUCAACCAGCUCGCCCCUGGCCACUUCCUCUUCACCUCCGAGUCGGUCGGUGAGGGCCACCCCGACAAGAUCUGCGACCAGGUCUCGGACGCCAUCCUCGACGCGUGCCUCGAGCAGGACCCCCACUCCAAGGUCGCCUGUGAGACCGCCUCCAAGACCGGUAUGAUCAUGGUCUUUGGCGAGAUCACCACCAAGGCCCGCCUCGACUACCAGCAGAUUGUCCGUGACACGAUCAAGAAGAUCGGCUACGACCACUCGGACAAGGGCUUUGACUACAAGACCUGCAACGUCCUCGUCGCCAUUGAGCAGCAGUCGCCCGACAUUGCCCAGGGCCUCGACCACGGUUCCCUCGAGAACCACGGUGCCGGUGACCAGGGCAUCAUGUUCGGCUACGCGACCGACGAGACUCCCGAGUACAUGCCCCUGACCAUCAUGCUUGCGCACAAGCUCAACUCUGCCAUGGCCGAGGCCCGCCGCGACGGCUCGCUCGGCUGGCUCCGCCCCGACUCGAAGACCCAGGUCACUGUCGAGUACAAGAAGGACGCUUCGGGCUCCGUCGUCCCCCUCCGUGUCGACACCAUUGUUAUCUCGACCCAGCACGCUGAGGAGAUCUCCACUGAGGACCUCCGCUCGGAGAUCAUGGAGAAGAUCAUCAAGAAGGUCAUCCCCAAGAACCUCCUCGACGACAAGGUCAUCUACCACAUCCAGCCCUCCGGCCGCUUCGUCAUCGGUGGCCCCCAGGGUGACGCCGGUCUCACUGGCCGCAAGAUCAUUGUCGACACCUACGGCGGUUGGGGUGCCCACGGUGGUGGUGCGUUCUCGGGCAAGGACUUCUCCAAGGUCGACCGCUCGGCUGCCUACACCGCCCGCUGGAUCGCCAAGUCGCUCGUUGCCGCUGGCCUCGCCAAGCGCUGCCUCGUCCAGCUCUCGUACGCCAUCGGUGUCGCUGAGCCCCUCUCCAUCUUCGUCGACACCUACGGCACCGGUAACAAGACCGACGAGGAGCUCGUUGACAUCAUCCGCAACAACUGGGACCUCCGCCCGGGUGUCAUCGUCAAGGAGCUCGACCUCCAGAAGCCCAUCUACCGCCAGACCGCCGCUUACGGCCACUUCGGCAACCCCAACUACACCUGGGAGAAGCCCAAGCAGCUUAAGUUCUAA